AUGCGGUACUCUUGCGUGCUCCUCCUCCUGGCCCUCUUCGGCUGUGUCCUGGUCAGACAGACCAGUGGCACCGGCACCGCAACCACCACCGUGGCGACUCUCACAGCCACCACCACCGUGGCGAGUAUCACAGCCAUCACCACCUCUGCAUCCGCCAUCACGACUGCCGCCUCCGCGACCGCCGACACCACAACUACCGCCGCCUCAAGCUCAACCAAGGUCAAGCACCACUGGAAGAGGAAGGUGCACAAGGGCAAGAAGAGGUCCAUCCGCCGCAGGAACAGGAACAGGAACAAGAAGGACAACAAGAGUGGCUAG
Messenger RNA from Drosophila persimilis, 318 nucleotides. RefSeq lists its product as uncharacterized. The coding region runs from base 1 to 318 and encodes 105 amino acids. The transcript has 2 exons. NCBI's taxonomy places the organism in Eukaryota, Metazoa, Arthropoda, Insecta, Diptera, Drosophilidae. The record is from RefSeq and is a predicted model, not a curated record.